UUACGAGAAGCAAUGGGUGAACAAUUUUUGCCGCUGCUGCUGAUAAUGUCGAGCUUCGAAGAUGUGCAAUUCAGCUAGACAUCAGCCUAUGUGCGUAUCAGAUGCAUCUUGCCCUGACGUUCUCGAUUUGCCGUGUAUCUUAUUGUAGAACACGUAGGCGGCUGGUCAGUUCGAAGAAAACAUUCCUGAUAACUUCAGGGGAUUUCUGAUCGCAGCGGUAUGGUGAAAUGGAAGCUCGUAUUGGAUACGAACAACUGUGUUAUUACGAUCCCGAUCGACGAAUGACGGCCUUUGCCAAAAGCCCAGGCAUGAACACGCAAGUUUUGAGUAACCAUCGAACGCGGCCUGCAACUUCUAUUGUCAGGUUAAGAAAUACUUAGAUUAAGAUUUUGUCCUACUCUACUGUGCAGGGAUUGUGACGUGCGAUACGGCCGGCACAUUGUUGCAUGUUACAUGGUGGGGAGCGAUCUUUGACCAUAACGAAAUCGGCUGCGGUUUGCCCAACGUCUAGUUUGCCGCAAAAAUUAAGACUAGCUCAACGUCAACGGCCAAGUUCAGCUACAGAAACUGUUACUGAUAAAAAAAAAAAACGACGACAGGAAGAAACAACGACCAACGGAAACUGCAAAGAGAGAAUUAAUAGGCGCCCCUCAAUAGAGGGUCUAUAACGCCGGCAAGUUCCGUUGCAGAUCCUUAGCUUCUUCAAAUCAAUAUAACCUUAUUAAAAGCACUCUAUAUAUAAGGCAAACCGACAAUUUUUCUCUUAUACAAUAAUAGCAAUAACAACAAACGUCUGAUAACGUCGGUCCGCUUCUCUGUUUCUAUCAUCCUAUGCUACUAAUAUCAAAAACCCAGAUCAAAAUUGAUAAGGCGUAAUUGACAAUCAAAUCAUAUACAACCAUUAUCGCAGCACGCGGUUAUGCGGUCGCUCUGAAGUGAAAUUAUUAACGGCUCGCGCCCACUGCCGCGAUAGUCUUAUAGUGCGGGUUGUCUGCGCGUGCGUGCGUGCGUACAAACUUAAAUAAUUGUUCCACUUAUAAUGAUAACACAUCCUGAUACUGUUACUGAACGAAUUUAUGCGCAUUCAGAUCUGCAUGUUGACCAGCGCUGUUAUUCACGUUAAGGUCGUACGCUUCUCGAGGCGCUAUAGUCACAGAAGUGAGUGCCAUCCACAUAAGUCAUUAUAGGCCAGCUCCGCUCUCUUAUCUGUAACCGACUUGCAAUACAUAUGGCCUGAAGCAAACAUCAACGCCAUACAAUAUCGCCAUGUUGAUCCUUCCAAAAUAGUAACGGGUAGUACGAAUGGCUGCCGUCGACAAGCUUCCUUCUGCCGUUUUGCUGUACACGAGACGUAUGCCGACUUUGUUGUUGCCUUAACGUUUGUGAAAUCCUGCGGCUGCUGCUACUGCUGCCUGCUUAUUUCGGGCAUCCCGUCCUGUAGACGGUCUUUGUUGUCCUUUCAAUCUAGCUGGGGAGACAGCGUCCAGAUACCCAUGGUUCUAACGGUUCCGAUAAGCGGACAGCCAGCUACACGGGCUAAUGACAGCCGGAUAGAUAUAUGUGUCGAUUAACGCUGAAGCAUAGUUUUCAGGCGUACAUUACUAAUAUAAAAGAAACCCAAUCGGUCUCUCCCCCCAACAACAGCCGAGAGCACAGCCUCAACAGCUAUUCACUGUACAGUAUAGAAUUUCUAUGGCACCAAUCGUCGCACGCGCGUAACGUUAAGAAAAAGGAAAGGAGAGAAACAGGUGCAGCUCAACGACGACCAGGAAAAAGGCGGGAAGGAGGUAACGGAGAAGGAAGAUGUAAAAGUCUUCGUCAUUAUCAGUGACAUUAAAUACUCAGUUUUCCUGUUCCUUUUGCGUUUUUUUUAAUAACACAAGGACAGCAUAUUACCAGAACCAUCAGCUACUGUUGUUCCUGCUCUUCCAAUUAUUCCGAUCCACAGACCCAGCGUAACGUCGCGUUGGUGUGAUAAGUGAAAGCGACCAGCGGUUGCUGACAACACUAGGUUGUCAGACCGGGUUCCUGGAGCCAUUUUCAAGAAACAGAUAUUUGCACUGCCUGGUGUGGUCGUUCUAGCAGUGAUCAUGCUAUAGCGCGCCAAACCGCUCUUGCCACAGACCUCUUACCGCGUUCUUACCGGUGCUAAUGUUGCGACGACGCCUGGUGAUGGUGGCGCCAUUAUUAGUUUUGUAAGUCAUCUAGCGCACCGUCGACAUCAACUAAAAUAACGAUUAGAUUGACUCUGUGCAAUGGAACCGAGCUGCAGUGCAACAGUGAAGGUGCAACGAAUGUUUAAGGCAGUAGUAUCGAGUGUUUUAAUUAGUCAGCUAACGUUAAUCUGUUAAGGACGGCUUUUAGGACGACACGAACAUCUUGCUUUUAGGCCAUACGCAGACAUCACCGAUUAUCGAUAUUCAAACAAUAUACGACAACAUUCGAACAACUGUUCGUGGAAGCUGUUUCGAGCAUUGCAUGAGUGUGUAUGUGUGCACGUGUACUUGUAUGCGCGUGCCUGCUGAUCUGGAUUUUUGAGACUUCGGGCCGCUAUCAAUUGGCAAUGUCUCAUUGGGUAGUGCGUGACGGCUGGUACCGGGGCAAUCAACUUCUGCAGCCCGUUGCUAAUGUAUUCGGUGUUCAACUGGAUAAGUUUAAUUAUAUUGCAGCCGGAUUCUCUUGCAUUCUACUUGGUAGCGUUUACCGGGUGGUCCUUCAUCCAUCUCGAGUGACUCCGCUAGCGAGACAGUUAUACACUAUAAUUGUGGGCGUAGCUGUACUCUGUUUUUGUUUUGGGUUAGAUAUUAAGCACAUGCUGCUUCAGACGGCACUUAGCUUUCUACUGAUAGCAUUCUGCCCUAUAGAGUCACUGCCGAGGACAACGCUAAUCUUUAAUCUCGGCUAUCAGAGCAUCAUGCAUGCGUUACGGAUGUACUACGACUACGAAGGAUAUACACUUGACAUUACAGGCGCUCUAAUGAUGUUGACCCAACGGUUAACCAGCCUGGCCUUCAACCUUCGCGAUGGGCAACUUCCUGAGAAGUGUACACCGCUUAUGCUCAAGCACGCUGUGAAGAAAAAGCCCAGCUUUAUUUUGUAUCUCGCUUACGGAUUUGAUUUUCACCAAAUACUCUGUGGACCGCUUAUACCGUUUAACGAGUUUGAAGCAGUUACUAAGGGUACGAUCUUCGAAGAUCGUCAGCGCGAUAUGAAGAACAAGGGCGACGACAAGCUGAAAAAGCCUGAGGUGUCCGACCCAAACCCGACGCCUUAUGUGCUGAAACGCUCGCUGGAUUGCAUCCUCUGUAUCCUUGUCCUGAUAUUUGUUGUGCCAAGGUUCCAGCAGGAAUUCCUAUUUAGUGAUGAGUUUCGCAACUCAUAUAUGCCGGUUAAAAUGUUUUGGCUAUUUGUGUACACGGCUUUAACCCGUCAGCAGUAUUACGUUAUUUGGAAGAUGGCCGAGGCCAUUUGCAAUUCGUCGAAUUUGGGCUAUUACUAUGAGAACGGUGAGGACCAUUGGGAUGGGUGUACGAACGUCGAUAUCUGGGGAGUGGAGACCGCUGUCUCACAACGUGAAGGUCUUGCCGCCUGGAAUAAAUCGACCCAACAAUGGCUACGCAGCAUUUGCUACGAUCGGGUAGCAACGAGCAAGACACUGACGACCUUCUUCCUAUCGGCGGCCUGGCACGGAUUCUAUCCCGGUUACUAUCUCACCUUCAUGACAUUGGCCGUACAAACGUUAGCUGCUCGCAGUGUCCGUCGGAGUGUUCGGCCAUUUUUCCAGAAAUCAGCGAGCAGCCGGUUUGUAUGGGACGCCAUCACGUUUGUUGCAACCGUUGCUGGCUUUGCUUACGCGACAAUACCAUUUAUACUGCUUAGCUUUGGCAAAGCGAUGGCGAUGUGGUGGGAGAUGUACUUUUACGGGCACAUUUUCAGUGUAAUGGCUAUAUUUGUUCUUCCAAGGCUGAUCUCACCGGCGAGAGAGGGUAAAGAGAAACUGGCCUGUUCGGAUCAACCGCAAGCAGCACGAGUACUUGACCAAUGCGACUUGUCGUAUGGAAGUUCAGAGCGGCAACUGAACAAUAGCAAGCUGAUCAGCAAGUUUGGACAAGUCUGUACGCAACAAAAUGAUAACAAGAAAGGUACAUCAACUAUUAACAGCCUCCAAAGUACCGAAGUCAGGCAGGGUUGAGCAGAAUUUGUUCGUCGCUUAUUGUUUCGACAAGUUAUUGCUUCUAAACUUCUGAUGGAUGGCUAGUGCUGAUGAGAUGAUUUACUUCUGAGCAGGCGUAACCUAAUCUGGCGCUAUACGUUACUUACGUAGAUGAGAACGGUUAAUGUGAGAAUUUAAUGCUAUGUACUAGAAGUUAAUAGAGGAACGUUUGUUAAUGUUCGUUGUUAUACGGUUGUAUGAACAAAAUACAUGCCUGUGGCAUUUGUCCAAUUUUUGUAUUUGUGUGUGUAUGUGCGGUCGUGUAAAUGAAACUACCAAAAUAGGUGGGCCUUAAUAAACUGCGAUGUAAAAAUGUGGCAUGACGAAUGCAAUACGGAUGGUUUUGCUUGCAUAAUUUAUAUUGGGUAGGAAUAAGAGGAAUAGGUUCAAUCAAGUUAUAUCAAGCAAAGUAAUUGUACCCGAUGCGUUUUAAUUUUGCCCUCACUUAAAGCACAUGUGCAUAUUUUAAGCGUCUCCUAAUAACAUGCUCGCCACUGUCAGUACAGUCAUUUUUGCACCGCGAGAGGAAGGAGAAGACACAAGCGCCAGCUUCGGUAUAGCAUGCGCUGAAAGCUUAAGCUCAAAAUAUACAAUGUUAAACUAUCGGCCGAAGCAUAGCGGUUCCGGUCAUAUGAACAUCUGUAUCGGUGGUUUUUGUAACUUCGCGUCCAGUUCUACCACACUGCACCGAAAAACGUCAGUAUAGCAGGCAAAAAGAAAGCACUUGCAAUAAAAAUACACGCAAUGAAAGAACAGCAUCCGGAACUGCAAACAAUUCAAUUGCCAGCUGAAGAUUCCCCAUUGGACGAAGAACGAUUCCUGUCUGUUCCAUGAAAGAGCAAAGAAUGGAAUCAAAAACCAGAGAGCUGUCGCAUGAGUGAACAGUUAUAAAGCAGAGUUUAAUUUAAAUUAUAAAAGUAACUAAUUAUCUAGAAGACCUUGAACUUCAAAGUUUUUCGUAUAGAUGUCGGUGAUCUAGUACGAAUAUGUAUCUGAGCAGCCGGCUUUCCAGAGCUCAGCUGUCUUAGAUUACGUGAAAGUCGUAUUCUUUGACGAGGUCAUUCAAUGAGCUCGUGGGCGUAUCCUUACUUUUGGUUAUGUAAACGAUAAUCAACCAAGGGGCAAAACUCUAGAAAACAAUCUACGAUACGUUUAAAGUUUUCCGCGACCGAUUCCUGAAGCGAACAUCCCACUCAUAUUCGCGCAAUCAAAAUACAAAAUCACCUGGCCAAUCGUGAGAUGAUUUUGUCACCUCCCCAUAAUAGUAGAGAAUCGGGCUAAUAAAGUAAGAGAGGAUUCACCCAUUAAUUAAGAGGGUGUGCCAAGUUGGUUGAUUGCUAGUUUAGAAGAAACGAACUUUAGGAGAA
Molecule: messenger RNA, 5580 nt
Organism: Varroa destructor (honeybee mite)
Lineage: Eukaryota; Metazoa; Arthropoda; Arachnida; Mesostigmata; Varroidae
Product: endoplasmic reticulum-Golgi intermediate compartment protein 1-like
Biological process (GO): lipid modification; endoplasmic reticulum to Golgi vesicle-mediated transport; retrograde vesicle-mediated transport, Golgi to endoplasmic reticulum
Cellular component (GO): Golgi membrane; COPII-coated ER to Golgi transport vesicle; endoplasmic reticulum
Molecular function (GO): acyltransferase activity
Source: RefSeq, a predicted model, not a curated record